Molecule: messenger RNA, 3090 nt
Organism: Fusarium subglutinans
Lineage: Eukaryota; Fungi; Ascomycota; Sordariomycetes; Hypocreales; Nectriaceae
Product: phenylacetyl ligase
Exons: 13
Coding region: 1-3090 (1029 amino acids)
Molecular function (GO): CoA-ligase activity
Source: RefSeq, a predicted model, not a curated record
AUGGAGACGACCCCGAGGGAGUCGAAGCAGAUUGAUUUGUGGAUUUCGGAAUUCAUCACGUUUGGGGCUGCGACGGUUUUUAUCGGGUUGCGGUUAUUGAGUCGACGCCUUACGAGGAUUGAGUUUUGGUGGGAUGAUUGGUUUGCCAUUGGGUGCUAUUCUGUAGCGAUUGCUUGGGUAGUCAUCAUUCCUAUCUGGAUCAAGGAUGCUGGACUUGGACUUCAUAUCAACGACAUUCAUGGUCACGGGACCAAGGCGGAAAUAUUGAUGCACAACAGUCUUAUACUCUACGUCGCCGAGUUAUUCUACGCCACUGCCCUCUUUUGCGCCAAAGGAUCGAUCUUGAGUUUUUACUGGCGCAUGUUCCGAGUCACCAAUAUCAAGCUGCCCAUUCAGAUCCUGGCCUGCUGUUCACUGAUAUGGAUUAUCAUUCGAACGUUCAUGGGCAUCUUCCAUUGUAUCCCAGUGCAGCGCUUCUGGGAUCCCUCUGCUGGAGGCUCUUGCGCCAUUGAGGAUAAAAAGUUCUUUUUCGGUACUAUCCUGGUCCACGUUAUGCUCGACAUAGCAAUCAUCGCCCUGCCGAUUCUCCAGGUCCGUAAGCUACAGCUACCUGUCUUUCAGAGGAUCGGUAUCAUGCUCAUGUUUCUGUUUGGUAUUGUCAUUUGCGCUUCCGCCAUGGUCAUCAUCGUGGCUUCGACUCAGUUUGAUGCCACGUCGGAGGAUCUAACCUGGAACUUGGUCACCAUUGUUGUCUGGGCUUCUGUCGAAGUGAAUCUUGUCACUGUGUCAACCUGUCUGCCAACCGUCCGCCCUGCCAUUCUAUAUCUCUUCACUUGCACCAACCCAACAUCGACCAUUGGAUCCGGUUCCAAUAGCUACGGUCACAGUUACGGGCGCAGCCACGGCCGCAGUCAGACCAAGAACACGAUUCGACUGUCAACCGUUCCCAAUAACAAAGACAACGACGAGUCAAGCUCCACUCAUCAGCUUGCCGAUUCCGAUCAAGGUGGUCGCGGUUCAUUGUCUGAUUUCGAGAGUCAUGCUAUGGAUCGGUACCGAGGAAAUUUGUCAACGGUCACUGGCCGUGCUCAUGAUCAUGGCUCUGAGGAAUUCAACACUGGUUCGCCAUUUGGUGGAAUCAUGGUCAAGAACGAAACGACAACUAUCUUUGGACCUAGCUCCAGAUUCCUUUGCCGCUUGCAAUUACCGUUGUUGCCCCGCAAGGUUUUCACUCAAGGGGUUCUGAUCCGAACCCUCAACUAUAAAGACCGUCCUCCGGGCCCACCCACAUACCUAGACAUCAAUCCAGACAUCACGGUAACUCAAUUUCCCACUUACUCAGACUACACGAAAAUGGUCUUCACACCUCCAUCAUGGGUGCCAAAGCUCCCAAUCGACCCGCCUGAUUCCAUCUCCCUUCACGAAUUUAUGACAAGCGAAAACUACGGCCGACUUCCAAUCGCCAAAUCAAGAAACCCAUUUACUUGCGGCAUCACGGGAAGAACAUAUUCCGUCUCUGAGAGCCAUCAGCGAGCCGACUUCCUCGCCCGUGCGCUCGCCAAAAGACUUGACUUUCCACCUAAUGAGGGUGUGGAAUGGGACAAGGUGGUCUCCAUCUUUUCCGUCAACACGAUUGACAGCUUCUCAGUUACCCAAGCUGUACACCGACUCAACGGAAUUAUCACGCCCGCAAGCGCUGCACACUCUGCUUCUGACCUGGAGCAUCAACUGCGAUCAUCUGGGGUCAAAGCGCUCUUCACAUGCACUAGCCGUCUUGAUAUUGCCGUCAAAGCAGCUAAGGCCGUGGGCAUUCCUCAAGAUCGCAUAUUCAUUCUAGCUACGCCAGACGACAGCUCAAAACUGCCGUUCAUAACGUUCGAUGACCUUGUGAAGGAGGGCGCAGAGCUCCCAGAGUUGGAACCGCUGAAAUGGGUCAAAGGCCAAGGUGCAAGGCAAGUCGCCUUUCUCUGCUACUCCAGCGGAACCUCUGGUCUUCCUAAAGCAGUCAUGAUCUCCCAUAGAAACAUCAUCGCCAACGUCCUUCAACUCACGACAUACGAAAGCGUUUCUCGCCAGAAAGAUGGAAUCGAGACGCAGGCCUGCCUUGGGGCUCUUCCCUUUAGCCAUAUUUACGGACUACUCAUCAUUUCAUUUGCCAGUACCUUCCGAGGUGACGAAGUUGUCGUCCUGCCUGAGUUUGACCUGGAAAAGGCCUUGGUUGCAGUCCAGAAAUACAAGAUUGCUCACAUGUUUGUCGUCCCGCCGAUUAUUAUUCGUAUCAUCCACAACAAGGCCCUGUGUUCGAAGUAUGACCUGAGCUCCGUACGCUGGCUGUACACCGGUGCUGCACCUCUCGGCCCCGAAGUUGUUGAAGAAGUGAAAAGACAGUAUCCAAAGUGGCGCGUAGGACAAGGAUAUGGUUUGACCGAAACCUGUACAGUAGUUUGCACCACAAGCGAAGAUGACAUCGAUAUCGGAUCCUCAGGCUCUUUGGUGCCUUCUACGAAGGCCAUGAUUAUCGAUAUCGAAACGGGAGAAGAGAUCACAGAGUACAACAAACCGGGUGAGCUGCUUGUGCAGACUCCUUCGUUGGUCUUGGGUUACAUGAACAACGAACGUGCUACAUCCGAGACUUUCAUCUGGAGGAAGGACGGUCGCUGGAUUCGAACUGGCGACGAGGUUCUCAUUCGACUAGCGCUUUCUGGGAAUGAACAUCUCGUAGUGGUUGAUAGACUCAAGGAGCUUAUCAAGGUCAAUGGACACCAGGUUGCGCCCGCAGAGCUCGAAGCCCAUCUCCUCUCACAUCCAUAUGUUUCAGACUGCGCUGUCAUCCAAACACCCAACGACAAAGCCGGCGAGGUCCCAAAGGCAUACGUAGUCAAGUCGGAUGUUUGUGGUGGACAAUCCGAUGAUGUUAUUACUCGCGCGAUCUGCAAACAUGUUGAGGAUCACAAGCAAAGAUACAAGUGGCUUGGAGGUGGCGUUGAGUUUAUUGAGACAAUUCCAAAGAGUCCCAGUGGCAAGAUUCUGCGAAGGUUACUGAGAGAUAAAGAGAAGGAAGCAAGGAAGAGUUUGGCGGCCAAGCUUUAG